CGUAGCUAGUCCAGAGUGGAGCAAAACGCCAUUUCACCGCGUAAACUACCGUCUAUAAACCCAGCAAAGUCGCAUCUUACAUUUAAUCAAUCCUAGCCGCAUUUCAGACAUUCCUUCUUCCCCCACACUUCUUUUCCCCAGUUCACAUCACAUUUCGCAUCUCACCUUACCUCAAGAAACUCUGUUUGAACUGCAAAUAUGUCACGCCCAAUCGAAAUCGUCGCAAUCGUGCAACCCAAACCCGGAAAAGCAGACAGAGUUCAAGAAAUUCUUACCGAAGCCGCACAAAUCGUCAAGGAUACUGAGCCAGGAAUUCUGCGCUACCACCUCCACCGCGAAAUCAAAGGCAACAAACCAAGAUUCAUCAUGCUGGAGAAAUACGAAAACCAAGCCGCACUAGACGUACACGUAAAAAGCGACAUCGGCAUACGAGUAGGCAAGGCGUUCAAAGACGAGGAUUUGAUCGAGAGCCCGAUGAAGGUUAUUUUUGUGAAGAGCGUUGGAGGGUACGAGAGCAAGUUGUAAAUUGUAAAAUCAAGUAAUGCCGAGAAGUGUGUGGGAGAGCGGAAGAGAAAUUUUAAUCAAGUUUUACUGAAACAAGCGAUGGCGUAAUGUUGAAAUGGUUGAUUGGAAUUUCGUUAGUGUUUGGGUUCAACAAGGUGAAGAGAAGUGGAUAUUUUACUCGACAUAGUCGAUUAGUCAAAUCUGGGUAGAAAUGCCAGAUCGAGAAGAAGAACGCUCGACAUCUAAAGUGACUACCUCAAAGGCAGGGCUCCAGAUAUCGGAAACAAGAAAUCAACGCUUGACC
Bipolaris sorokiniana ND90Pr is the source of this 808-nucleotide messenger RNA. RefSeq lists its product as uncharacterized. The record is from RefSeq and is a predicted model, not a curated record. Lineage: Eukaryota; Fungi; Ascomycota; Dothideomycetes; Pleosporales; Pleosporaceae. The transcript has 3 exons. The coding region runs from base 199 to 525 and encodes 108 amino acids.